AUGAACGUUUAUACCAUUUUGAUUCAUUCGUCCAUGCGAUGUGUCUAUGCGCUGAGGUCUUCCCUAAGUGAGUCGAACGGCGUAACCCACGUCACAGAAGGUGAGCGCCCUGGAAGGGACGACUCCAUCGGAACCGAUCAAAACAAAGACGAAUGCGAACCCACCCCCCAUGUCAUGGAUUCUGUUAACAAGUGCGUCAUCGGGACGAAGAUUUUCGUCAGGGAUAAACAGAAGGUGUGGGUCUGCGCCGAAAUCAUAAAGGAAGAAAAGGAUCUGGUGGCCAAGACGGAGGAUGACGAGAUCGUUGUUCUGAAGGAGAAGGACGAAUUCUACCUUAGAAAUUUAGAUGUAUUCGAUUCAAGCGGUUUGUCAGCCCCCGCGGAUUUAACGAACCUAACGCACCUACACGAAGCAUCCAUACUUCACAGCUUGAAUGUUCGGUUUGACAUUGACGAAAUAUAUACUCUUACUGGACCGAUUCUAAUCGCCGUGAACCCAUUUAAGGUUAUACCAGAUCUGUACUCAGAUGACAUGCUAGCUAAACAUGUGCAGCCGAUUCAGUCCAAAAGUCCACAUAUUUUUUCCACAGCGAAUAGUGCAUACCUAGGCAUGUGCCAACAUAAUAAACCUCAGACGAUACUAAUAAGUGGAGAAUCAGGUGCAGGGAAAACAGAAUCCACAAAGUACGUGAUGAAGUUUCUUGCUUGUGCAGGUUCAGACAUUAAAAAAAGAUCCCUCAUUGAGUCACAGAUAUUGGAGAGUAACCCCUUGUUGGAGGCGUUUGGAAAUGCAAGGACGCUGAGGAAUGAUAAUUCGAGUCGUUUUGGAAAGUACAUUGAAUUGCAGUUCUCCUUGGAUCGAAAAGGGGGGGGUCAGUACUACACCAAGGGGAAGCUGUGUGGCGCGAAGAUUCGGACCUACCUUCUGGAGAAGGUGCGGGUUUGCUAUCAGCAGGAGGGCGAGCGCAACUACCACAUUUUCUACCAGCUCUGCAGGGCGGCCAGGGAGGCGGCAAAGAAAACGUCCAACCAUGUGGCUAACAAAUCAGUUGACGAGUCAGUUCACGAAUCUCCUAGUAACGUUUCCAACACUUCCAACUCAGACGACUUGCCUUCGGAGCCGCCCCGCGAGUACCACUUCCCCGUGACGGAGAAGUUCAGAGACCCCGACAUGGGUGCCAAGUCGGUGAACAUAAACCUGACUGGCUUCCAAAGUCAUGAACACUUCCGCUAUUUAACCAAGUCGAGCGUGCAUGAGCUGAGUGACGUCAACGAGCUGGAGUUGUUCGAGACGACGGUAUACGCCAUGCAGACCAUCGGGAUAAGCGAAGCGGAGCAACACCAAAUUUUCCGUGUGUUAGAAGGGAUCCUAUACCUCGGGAAUGUCCUCUUCAGUAAUGACGAUAGUAAGGAAGAGUGUCGAAUUUUGGAGGAUUCUCUUUCUGAUUUGAAAAAGGCUGCAUCUUUUUUAGAUGUAGAUGCAGAAGAAUUGAAAAAUGCACUCUGUUAUAGAACCAUUGUAGCGAAUAACGAGUGCUAUAAAAAGCCAGUGAAUGCAAUCGCAGCGAACGAUAUCAGGGAUGCACUAGCCAGAGCCAUUUAUGGAUGUCUAUUCCUUAAGGUAGUCGAAAGGACCAACGAAUCCGUAGGGUUUUUAGAAGACACGAAUCUGGUAUUCUGUGGGGUUCUGGAUAUAUUUGGGUUCGAAUCUUUUGCAGUAAAUUCAUUCGAGCAAUUGUGUAUCAACUACACAAAUGAAUGCUUGCAACAAUUUUUCAACAACUUCAUAUUUAAGUGCGAGGAGAAGCUAUACAUAGAUGAGGGUAUCGAGUGGGACCCACUAGACUUCCCCGACAAUGCAGAUUCAAUCAAUUUACUUGAAUCCAAACCGUAUGGUGUGUUCUGUAUGCUGGAUGAGGAAUGUUACGUUCCAUCUGGAAAGGACAAAACCUUUUGCAGUAAAAUUAUUAGCAAGCACAGUUCUUCCUCUGUCGGUUCUGGAAACAGCAAAUUUAUGGCUGUGAAGACGGACCCCUCCUCUUUCGUGAUUGUUCAUUUUGCGGGAAAAGUUACUUACAAUUCGUCGGGAUUUUUGGAAAAGAAUAAAGACCAGUUGUCGGCAGACGUACAGAAGGUACUUCUGCACAGCCAGAGUGAAUACACCUCUUCACUCUUCGACAAACAUUUACGAAGAAACGUCGAAAAAAAAAAAAUUCAAACGGUUUCAAGUGAAUUUAAGGGACAGCUUCAUCAGCUCAUGAAAAGAAUCAAAGAAACUGAACCCCAUUUUAUUAGAUGCAUUAAACCGAAUAAUCAGAAUGUACCCGACAUUUUCGAUCGUGUCUCUGUGAAUGAGCAGCUCAAGUAUGGGGGAGUGUUACAAGCAAUUAAGGUUAGUCGUUCUGGGUACCCUGUUAGACUUACACACACGGACUGCGUGAAGGAUUACUCUAUUUUGCUACACAAAGGAGGGAAGAAGCUGUUUCGGGAUUAUGAAACCAAAUCAUGGGCUCAGAAGGCCACCUUCGUUCUCAACCAGCUGCAUCAGUGUGAUGACAUACAGAACUUGGUUCGCUCGCUAGGCGAGGCGAAGCAACGGCGUCAGAUGGAAGAGGCCGCAGUCAGGGGGGGUGUCAACAAGGAUGCUAAUGGGGAUGAUAAAGGCACUCCUCAUAGUGGCAUGAACAUCGCCAACGCGACCUGCACCUCUGAGAGCACCCUCAUCUGGGCGGUGGGUAAAUCACUCUGCUUCUUCAAAAGCGAGGCGUACAACAUUCUGUCUACCCUGCGAAGCGAUUUCCGAUCCGCUCAGGCAAUAAUCCUACAGAAGAACUACAAAGCGUACCGACAGAGGAAACUAUUCCUGAUGAUGAAGAGGAAAGUGGUGUUGCUGCAAAGGUGGAUUAGACGCAUCCUAAUGGCCAUUCGAAAUGAACGCACGAAGGUGCAGAGAGCUACACAACUGAUCUGUCUACACAUAUAUGGCUACAGCGUUAGAAAAGCUUUCCUACACAAGAAAAAGUGUGCAACAAUUAUACAGGCACAUAUUAGAGGCUACUUAACAAGGAAGCAUUACAAGGAGUACAGGAUUAACCACUACGCAAGCCUCAUCAAAGCGACGUGGAAAAUGUAUAAACAGAGGAAACACAUGGCUAACAUGAAACAGGCUGUGGAGAAAAUCCAACUGAAGUGGAAAGGAAUCCUAGCGAGGAGGCAGUUAAGGAGACUAAAGGAGGAAGCCAAGGAAGUCGGAGCGCUUAUUCAGAGAAACCAAUACUUAGUAAAGGAAAUAGAAAAAGAGAGGAAAAAAAAAAUGGAAGCUGAAAACAAACUGUUGAAAGCUUUCGCCAGUGUAGAUAAGCUAGCCAAAAGGGUUGACUUACUCGAAAGGAACAACCGGGAUAAUGAGAAUGUGAUUAAGGGAUUGAUGGAAAAGAUGACCCAGGCGAAUUCUCCAUCCAGUAGUGAAUUACCUAGCGAAUGCACGAGGAUAAGGGUAUCCCCUCUGUCCCGCAAGGAAGACACUGUAACGGAGGCAUCCACUGCAACUGCCGUUACAAGUGGGUCUCCCGAUGUGGACACACUUCCACGAGGAGAGGACAUACAGAGCCUCCUCAGGAAGGUUAAAAAACUAGAAUCGGAAAAUAAGGAAUAUCUGAAAAAGAACAACACUCUGAAUGAACGUUACAACCAGCUGCUGGGGAUUUUGUCCCACUUUAAAAAGAAGGACAUGUGCCUUGAGUGUGGGCAGCAGGCAAAAAUCCCGCAGAGAGGGUCAUCAGGUAUGCAACGACGCGUCACAGAAGAGCAUGGUGAGAAUUGGACUGAACAAUCUAUAGAGAAAAGGGUCACACGAAAUGGAGAAAAGUACGAUGAGCAACUGAACGUGAGAAGAACAACCCACCGCCAAAAGGGAAGGGACGUAGACAUACUGAUGUGCGGCCCUAAGGGUGUUGGAAAGACGAGUCUGUUGGAAGAUCUGUUUGUUCGAAUUGGAGAUGAAGUAAACCUUAACUUGUUACGAAAAAAUAAAAAAAAAACUACAGACGAAAGUAACUCAUUUGUAUACGAUACGUAUGUAGUGACGCAUAAGUCCUGUUCAGUGAAGAUUUGUGAUUGUAUGUAUAGUUGUAGUAGGAGUGCAGAAGAAGGUCUGUUCAGCUUAAUAAAGAAUUCUACAUGUAUAGUUGUUGUGUUCGACUCAAGUAACAGUGAUUCGAUCCACCCAGCGUUGCACCUGCUUCAAGAAGCGGCCCUAACAAACGUGAAAAGAAGGACCAAACUGUAUCUACUAGAGAAUAUAUUUAACGAAAAAAUAAAUAUGAAGCAGAACACAUGUGAUGUAUCCUACUCAUUGAAGGUAGCCAAAGCAUGCAGUGCCCAUUAUGUUAAGGCGCUGGAUAUAUACGAUAUAGUGAAUAAUUAUGUGUGUGGAACCAAGUCCUACUUGUGUUCCCUUCCUGGGCAGACAUACCACAUGCAGAGGAAGGAUGACGUCCUUCCGUGGCAGUACUCGGAUAAGUACCACCAGUUGGUAAAACAGAUUGGAGAAGGUCUCCCUCCAGGGCAUUACAACAAUGCAUAUCUACAUGCACACAAAAUGGAGGACACAGACAAAUCCGUCAUAGAAACACUGCUCCAUGUGAAUCAUCUGAAUUUACCCCCCGGGGAGGAAUGCCCUCCAAAGUAUUUUACAGCCAAGAGGGACGAACAGACAGAUCAGGAUAACAAAUACAACAGUGUGUACUCCAUGGUUAGCUCAUUUAAAUCCCUUUGUAGUGUUAAUCAGAAGAAGAAUUCACACAUGCAAUUUCUGCGCGAGUCUAUGCCGUUGAACAGUUACGUAUAUGGUAGCAAGAAAUAUAACGUAGAAAUGGGGAAAGGUCUGCAGCCAAUCUAUGAAGUCACACUGAAGGGAAGUGUACCCAUCACUUAUUUACUCAUGGGACGUGACUCCAUUAACAAAAUGCACACGCUGCUGGCCGUGGGGUGCAAAGACGGAAUUAUAUACAUUUAUAAGUGUUUGCGAACCCCCCUGGAGAGUGCCCACGGGGGGCACUACUUCUACCAAGGUGGGGGCAGCAGUGUAAGCAGCCCAAGUAGGAAGAAUGGCGUAAACGCCGUCAACCCUGUUAGUGAUAUUAGUGUUGUUAGUGCGGUUAGUGAUGUGAGCGGCGAAGACAACGCAAACAUCACGUCGGCCAAACUGAUGACCAAACUGUCGGGUCACAAGAAAGCCAUUACUUGUCUCGUUUUCACAUUCACAGAAGAAAAAAUUAUUUCCUCUUCAAUUGAUCGUACCAUAAAAAUAUGGGAAGUAAGUACUGGAUUUCUAUUGAAGGUUUUUUCAGACUCAUCUGCAACUCUCUCCGUUUUGUUACUCCCAACGAAUCUCGAUCUGUUCCUCUGCUCCAACUGUACAUCCCUCCUUCGCAUCGUAAACGUAAACACGGGUCACGUUAAUCAGAAAAUAAAACUGGAGAGUGAAAUUAGGACACUAGAGAUGGAUGACACUGGGCUUAAUAUCUUUGCGGGCUCAAAAAAUGGAACUAUAUAUAUCCUAGAAAUAGUACACAAUGAACGUUUAGAGAUUCGGUUCAAGUUACUCUUCUCCCUUUCACCAAUAACCUGUAUAAGAUUUGUUCCCAAACAGCCUCUCCUCAGUUCUCCCCUUAUCAUUGUAAAUUCGUGUGACAAUCACAUGGGUAUUAUCGAGUGUGUGUAUGGGUCCAAGGGAAUGGUCCUCACAAGUCUAUCCGUUAAACAUCGUAUUAGAAUAAAUCACGCUCUGUUACCCAUCCGGAAUAGCUACUCCAAGUUCGGCGGCGGUUGGGUCAUUUCCGGUUCUGAAGAUGGCAACAUAUAUAUUUGCUCCCUCCUACCGCAAUCCAACUAUAGACUAGUCUUCUUAAAACAUCACAAGGCACCCGUCAUGGCCGUGGUGGUAAACGACAUCGACACGCUCAUGGUGUCAGGCGACUCCAAGGGAAACGUGGUCUUCUGGAGGCGCGCGUUCGUGUAG
Plasmodium coatneyi is the source of this 6021-nucleotide messenger RNA. RefSeq names its product Myosin. NCBI's taxonomy places the organism in Eukaryota, Apicomplexa, Aconoidasida, Haemosporida, Plasmodiidae. The coding region runs from base 1 to 6021 and encodes 2006 amino acids. Gene Ontology annotation, biological process: actin filament organization; vesicle transport along actin filament. The record is from RefSeq and is a predicted model, not a curated record. Gene Ontology annotation, molecular function: microfilament motor activity; ATP binding; actin filament binding. The transcript is spliced from 7 exons. Gene Ontology annotation, cellular component: cytoplasm; actin cytoskeleton; vesicle.